CCAGUCUCUCGUCUUCGGUGACUGGUAUUCGUCGCUCUGAAAACAUUUCUCUUCUUCCUUUUCCAAAGAUGCCAAGCUAUAAACUACACUACUUCAAUGCCCGUGGCCGUGCCGAGCCAGCUAGACUGGCUUUUGCUGCCGCUGGAAUUGAAUACGAAGAUAAGAGAUUUGAAGGUCGCGAAGAAUGGCUGAGAGUCAAACCAGAAUUGGAUCCUCCAUUUGGCCAAGUCCCUUUGCUUGUGAUUGACGACAAGAUCAAGUUGGCACAGUCUAUGGCCAUCCUGGCUUAUGUUGCCAGGGAAGGAGGACUGGCUCCUACCAACAGCCUGGACAUCGCCAUGUGUGACAUGAUUGUUGGUGUGGAGGGUGAUCUGAACAGCAAGGGCAUGAAGUGGUUCAUGGAAAAAGAUGAGAAGAAAAAGAAAGAACUUAGAGAAGAACUUGACACAACACAUAUUCCUGCAUUUUUGGAAGCAAUGAGUAAAUUCCUUGAAAAGAACGGCACAGGAUUUUUGGUAACAGACAAGUUGACGUAUGCGGACAUCCUUGUGUUUAACGUGUGUGACAAUGCACCUGCUGAAGUCCUAAAGAAGUGCCCUAAAAUGAAGGGAUUCCAUGAACUAAUUGCCGCGAUCCCAGGGAUCAAAGCGUGGCUUGAGAAGCGUCCCAAAACUUCCAUGUAAAGACCAUCACAUCACCAACUUAAUCGUAACUGAGUACUUGUAACUCAAACAACACUUCCAUAUUUAGACACCAACUUUCCAUGACUGUCUCUACGAAAUAAAUCGUCUUUCUGAUU
Molecule: messenger RNA, 799 nt
Organism: Nematostella vectensis (starlet sea anemone)
Lineage: Eukaryota; Metazoa; Cnidaria; Anthozoa; Actiniaria; Edwardsiidae
Product: hematopoietic prostaglandin D synthase
Exons: 5
Coding region: 69-683 (204 amino acids)
Biological process (GO): glutathione metabolic process
Molecular function (GO): glutathione transferase activity
Source: RefSeq, a predicted model, not a curated record